Molecule: messenger RNA, 935 nt
Organism: Drosophila bipectinata
Lineage: Eukaryota; Metazoa; Arthropoda; Insecta; Diptera; Drosophilidae
Product: enoyl-CoA delta isomerase 1, mitochondrial
Biological process (GO): fatty acid beta-oxidation
Cellular component (GO): mitochondrion
Source: RefSeq, a predicted model, not a curated record
AUUGUUGUUUACAUCUUUCUUUGAUCUUAGGUGAUUAUGUUGCGGUCCAAAGUCUUGAGCCUGUUGGCCCGCGGGGCCUCAUCCAGGAUGAUGUCCACUGGCACAAAGUUGACCACCGUGGAGGUUAACGACAAAACAGGAAUCGCCACUCUCACAAUGUGCCGGCCACCAGUAAACGGCUUAAAUUUGGAACUGUUGCAGGAUCUUAAGACCUCCAUCGACGAAAUCGAAAGCAACAAGAGCCGGGGACUCAUUUUAGCUUCUUCGAACGCAACAAUAUUCUCUGCUGGGUUAGAUAUCCUGGAGAUGUACAAGCCAGACAAGGAUAGGAUUCGCGCAUUUUGGUCUCAACUUCAGGAAACUUGGUUGGCGCUAUAUGGCAGCAGUGUGCCUACAGCAGCAGCAAUCAAUGGCCAUUCACCCGCCGGCGGCUGCUUGUUGGCCACAUCCUGCGAGUACCGGGUGAUGUUACCAAAAUUCACAAUAGGUCUGAAUGAAACCCAACUGGGCAUUGUCGCCCCAAAGUGGUUUAUGGCCGCCUUUUUGAGUGUUUUGCCGCAGAAAGACGCCGAGCGAGCCCUCAAUCAGGGCCGUAUGUUCACCACCGAUGAGGCUCUUAAAGUUGGACUCAUCGAUGAGACGGCCAAUAGUAAGGAAGAAGCUAUAGCAAAGUGUGAGGCCUUUAUUGGUACUUUUGCUAAGGUCAAUCCUUUGGCUCGGUCUCUGACCAAGCUGCAAUUCCGGGCAGCUGAUCUUGGGCAGUUGGAGAAAGAACGUAAGGAGGAUCUGGAAAAGUUUUUGUUCUUUAUCAAUCAGCCAGCUGUUCAAAAAGGACUUGGCAUUUAUAUUGAGGGUCUGAAGAAGAAGUCUAAGAAGCAAUAAUUUAAAGAUUUUAUAAUUAAUUUUAAAUAAAGCAAAGCUACUUUCAUAUCAUA